Messenger RNA from Fusarium mangiferae, 1134 nucleotides. RefSeq names its product Survival factor 1. Gene Ontology annotation, biological process: response to oxidative stress. The transcript is spliced from 4 exons. Gene Ontology annotation, cellular component: cytoplasm. The record is from RefSeq and is a predicted model, not a curated record. NCBI's taxonomy places the organism in Eukaryota, Fungi, Ascomycota, Sordariomycetes, Hypocreales, Nectriaceae. The coding region runs from base 1 to 1134 and encodes 377 amino acids.
AUGUUCAACUGGGCCAAGCAACAACUGGCCAAUGUCGCCGGCACCCAGGAGCCUAUCUACGGCCCCUCUGCCAUCAAGUCUGUCGCUACAGAGGCCGAGAAGACUCCCUACACCGAGACCUCUCGAAAUGACCUGAAGUGGCAGGCUAUGGACUCUACGUCUGUUGAGACGCACACCUUUUACAUCUUUGGCGACAACGGCUACAUUGCCCUUGCUCAGCUCAUCUAUAGUAACGUAGCUGGCAUCCGAACAACUUGCCAGUUCAGCGCAAAGGUCUUUAGCUCAGACCCUUCCAAGCCCCACGUCUGGGCCACUACACCCCUCAGCAACCACGACUUCAACGAGGACAAGACGAGUUUCUACGCCGACGACUGCGCGAUCGAGCUGUCCGAGGAUGGCACCUACUACACCAUCAAGAGCAUGAACGACCCCAACGCCAUCGUCAACCUCAAGAUCACCCGCUCUACACCUGGUUUCCAGGCCGGAACCACAGGAACAACCCUCUACGGUACCGACCUCGAGAACCCAUGGGGAUCUAUGCGACACGUCUUCUGGCCUCGCUGUGUUGCUGAGGGCACCAUCACCACAAAGGAAGGCCCCAUGGAUUUCAAGGGCAAGGCUUUCUUCGCUUACGCCCUUCAGGGCAUGAAGCCGCACCACGCUGCAUCUCGAUGGAACUUUCUUAACUUUCAGGGUCCCACCUAUUCAGCUGUGUUGAUGGAGUUCACCAGCACUCCCUCGUACGGCUCUACCCUCGUCAACGUGGGUGGUAUUGUCAAGGAUGGCGAGAUUGUCAUCGGCGGCGUCGACAACACGGCCACGCACACUCGGGUCAAGAAGGAUUCGGAGAAUGACUGGCCUGAACCGAGCGACGCAAAAUACACCUGGGCCGGAAAGACCAAGGACGGAAAAGCCGUCGAGGCGUCGGUCGAGGGAUCUCUCGGAGAGAGGGUCGAUCGAGUUGACGUCAUGGCCGAAGUCCCCGGCUUCGUCAAGACCAUUGUCGCAGCUGCAGCUGGCACAAAGCCAUACAUCUAUCAGUACCAUCCCAAGCUCUCCCUGAAGCUGAAGAUUGGAGAUGAGGAGAUCGUCGAGGAGGGCACCAUCUUUACCGAAGCUACUUUCAUCUCAUGA